AUGGCAGUCCCACCGCAGAAGAUCAAGCUCGUGCGCAUAGCACACGUGUACUACAAAUACCCGGACCUCGAAAAAGCCAGGGAAUUCCUCGUCGACUUCGGCUUCACCGAGGAGAAGCGCGUGACCAACGACGUCGGCGAGGACGACAAGAUCUACUUCCGCGGCUACGGCAAAGAGCCCUGGGUCCUCUGCGCCGUCAAGGCCGACACAGCUGGCUUCGGGGGCGCCGGGUUCGUCGUCGAGUCCGAGGGGGAUCUGCAUCUCGCCGCGGCCACGCUGCCGAGGGUUUCCGAGGUCUACGAGUUGGACGAUGCGCCCGGCGGUGGGAAAGGCGUGACUCUGUACGACCCUGUCGACGGAUGGCCUAUGCAUCUUGUCCACGGGAGCAAGAGUGUGGAUAUGUUGGAUAUCAGCCUGCCUCGCAUACGCCUCAAUUACCCGAUGGAGAAAACCCGGCCGCCGGGAGAGUUCCAGAGAUUCACGAAGGGGCCGGCACCAGUGCACAAAUUAGGCCACUGUGGCAUACGCACCACGAAUCUCGCGAAGGCGGACGAGUUCUACCGCUCGCGGUUCAAUUUUCUCGCCAGUGACUUCGUCCACGACGAGAAAAACACCAAUAUCCUCGCCUUCUACCGUCUAGACAGAGGCAAGGAAGCCGUGGACCACCACUCGUUCUUCUUGGUCGCGGCCACGUCGUCCAAGGUCCACCACUCGUCGUUCGAGACGCACGAUUUCGAUGUACAGGUCCUUGGGCACGAGUGGUUGCGCGAGAAGGGCCAUAAGAAUUGCUGGGGUGUCGGGCGUCAUGUGCUUGGGAGUCAGAUCUUCGAUUACUGGUUCGAUCCCAGCGGUUUUAUCUUCGAGCAUUACGUUGACGGAGAUCUGUUAACUGCCGAUGAACCGACGCAGCGCUCCCAGGCUGGUCCUGGGGCCAUGCAUGUCUGGGGUCCCGAAGUUCCGAGCUCGUUUUUGGAAUGA
Molecule: messenger RNA, 978 nt
Organism: Xylaria bambusicola
Lineage: Eukaryota; Fungi; Ascomycota; Sordariomycetes; Xylariales; Xylariaceae
Product: glyoxalase
Exons: 5
Coding region: 1-978 (325 amino acids)
Biological process (GO): L-methylmalonyl-CoA metabolic process
Cellular component (GO): mitochondrion
Molecular function (GO): methylmalonyl-CoA epimerase activity
Source: RefSeq, a predicted model, not a curated record